AACAAUCCCCACUGAGUUCACCAAGCAAGCUGCCAUGGCAAGUGAACAUAAGUUGGAUAUGAUUUUGAGGCGAAUGGAGGAGUUUGAACGAAGGCGGGUGGAGGCAGAGCAGACAAGGAGAGCUGAUUUCCAAUCUCUCAAGGCAGCGUUAGCAUCAUGGAUUCCCCAUGUACAGAAUAACACUGAAGACUCACAUUUUUUGGUUGGAAACAAGCAGUACAAGAUGACGCCCACUAUGUGUUCGACAGAAUGCUUCAGCCCCAAUGUCGAGCCCAAUCUCGCUGUUGAUGUGGUUGUUACGUGUGCCACCACUUCUAUGACCUCUGUUGAUCUGGUAUCUGCUGAGGACGCAAUCGGUGCAACCUACAUCUACAAUCCUGUACAGCCCAUGGUAACGCCCGCCAAGUGUUUGACAAAUUGCUCCAACCCCAAUAACAUCCCAGACCUCACCGUGGCAGCAGUGGUUACGUGCACCUCCACUUCUCUGGCCUCCAUGGACCUGGAAGUUGGUAAGGACGUCGCCUGCACCACUGAAAUUGAUGGCCCUGACUGUCACAAGGAGACGCACACCAAAUGUUCGAUGUUAGGCCUUGAUGUCAAGGGUGGCGCAGACCACGUCGGGGGCGUGUUCCUGACAAUGUCAGGUGUGGCCAAGUCUGUUCCAAUAUCUAUCGAGUCAAUUGACAUCUUCUCAGCAAGGUUGGUCAGCGACCUCAAGCAGGACAUACCAACACCCACCGGGUGUUUGUUGAGAAUCCCUCGAUAUGACAGCAAGACACAGUUCAAUAAAAAGCUAAGGCUGGAGGGGAUUGAAUUGAAGCCAUGGCCACCUCCAACCUACAGUGGAGUGAUUAGCGGACUGGAGUUCCGACCAAUGCCCUGGCCAGCAUUCAUCUAUUGUUGGCUUGAAGAACAUCUACUUGAUCCUUGGCCACCACCAACUGAAUGGGCUGAGUUGGAACUGUGGCCCCCACCACAUGAGAAUGACAUCCUGCCCUUAUUGAUCAAUGGCUUCACCCAUAUCCUGGUGGAUCGAAAAGCAAUUUCAAAAUUCUGGAAAGCGAUUUGGAGUGAGUUAGGUGAAGAAUGGUCAUUGUUUGUUCCUAAGCUAUAUGAGCUGCACUUGAGUGGUCUCCUUCAGCAUUCAGUAAGCAUGAUAUCACAACAGCUUAUGUCAAGGAGGAUAUGGUCCACUAAGGCUAAAAUGAAGAUGUUGAAUGGUUGGGAUUCUAAACAGUACCUGAGCAUUAUGCGGCCUAUUCCAGGAUUGUUUGUUAAACUUAUCCAAGAUAUAUCUCCAAAGAGCCAUCAUCAAGCUUAUAUAGAAGCUCAAGUUGCUAAAAAAUUCUUGGAAAACUUUGGUGAAGAUAAGGUACACUUUUUGGCUCAAUCAAUUGCUGUACCUGACACUCACCUUGGACAAGGCUGUAUUGGCUGUUGUUGGUUGUAUGGCCCAAAUGCAAUUAGCACAUUCCAUUUACUAAUAGCCAUACUGCAUAUUGUGAGACCACUUUACAUGGAAAAUAUUUUCACUAGGACUUCACAUGUAGCAAAGAAAUGGGCUAAAGACUUGAAAGGUGUUGUGUUUGAUUGGAAUACACUGGGUAUAGUGGUUCAAGAGGUCAAUUACAUUGAAUUGAUCUGUGACCGGGAUUCGUAUGGUUGUAGUGUUCAGAAGUGCUAUCCUCAGUCUAUUCUAUUCAUGCACAAUGGUUGGUCUUUUGGUGGAUUGCUUGAUUGGAACUCUAAACAAUACAAGAACAGUAUGCUAAUUGUGAACCCAUUGGAACUCAUGCAAGUACUGUUAGUGCCAUUAGUGUGGGAUCCAGAUGCUGAGAUGGGUCAGAUUGGUAGCUACGCUCUACAACCAGAAAAUUGUCAAUUAACUACCUGCAUGAGAGCACAUUGCAUUAAGCCAAGUGAUUAUGAGAUCAUCACUGCCAAAGAAAACCAUGCUGCUGAUGCUCCUAGACUGCUUAUUGUUGUAAUGGAGGAUGAAGGCAAUACAGUUUGGACUUUAGAAUUUUCAGUCAGUGGAGUGGUACAGAAGAAGCGUGAUCUUUGGUUGUGUGCAUUUGCUGUUAACAAGGACAUGAAGGUUGUUAUGUUCCUGCAGCAAUAUGGUUAUGCAAACUUAGUAAUUGUCAAUUUAUUGAGUGUUCCAUGGGAUCCAGGCGGCUCUCAUUUGGCAUUAGCUAUUAAACAAGGAACUAGGCUUUCACUGUGGGCUAUUACAAGCAUUGGCUGGUUGUGUUUCCUAUGGUCAUAUUGGCUACAUUACAAGAGAAAUAGUAACAGGGGAGAUCAAGUGGGUGAAGCUUGCACAGCUUCGAGUCAUCGGCUUGGGGACAAGCCGAAUUUCAAGGGAAGGAGAAUGUUAGGAGCCAUGUGGGCUGCAAUAUGGGCUGGAUCAGCUACUUUCCAAGAAGUCCAAGCAAGCCCAAGAGGCAACCAUAUAUAAGUAGCAGCAGCACUUCCAGGAGGGGACGAACAGAUUGAUUGGCCAAGGCGGCGAACGGCGGCGGCGGCGACCUGGAGGCUGGCUGGCCUCUUUGUCGAUCUCUCCUCUAUCUCCCUUCUUCUCUACUAGUCUAGAAGCUACUAGAACCUUCUAGCCCUUGUAUCCUUCCAUCUUCCACCUCAAAACCACUCCACUAUUGUAACAGACUUGGCUGUUCCCUGUGUUGGAUUUGGCACUGCUAUUUCUGAAAUUACAUUGUUGAGUGGGUCUCUAACA
Messenger RNA from Oryza sativa Japonica Group (Japanese rice), 2737 nucleotides. RefSeq lists its product as uncharacterized. NCBI's taxonomy places the organism in Eukaryota, Viridiplantae, Streptophyta, Magnoliopsida, Poales, Poaceae. The record is from RefSeq and is a predicted model, not a curated record.